AUGUCUUUUGGAUUUUACAAAAUAUUGGGAAGUUCCUGUUUGAUUGGAGGAUUUAUUGGAAUGACACUCUUUUUAAUUAGUACUAUCGUUACUUUUGUCUGUAUUAAUAUUGAUUAUUACUAUGUAAAUGAUCCUGAGGCUGUGAAAUUCAAGAUGGUCAACUGUUGUCAAAUUACAUCGUUACAAAAUUGUGAGACGAGCAGCAGGGGAACAACAUUUUGCAGAACUACUGUAAAAUAUCCAUCCAAUUUACAAAAUCUGAUCGAAAUAGUUCAAAAAUCCAAUUCUGCUUAUUACAAACUCACAACAGAUUCUCAAAAAUAUGAAAAGAGAGAAGAAAUUAAUGCACCUUUUUAUUUUAAUCCAAAUAAUGUUAGUUUAUAUGAAUAUUACUCUGAGGAUUAUCCUAGAAAUUUGUGGUUGGAUUUUAAUUGUAGAGCUAUGGUUGAAUAUGUUGUAAAUGGAACAAAUUCAGAGUUGACCAAUUCUUUCACAAGCUCAAAUUAUCCAAAUUUAGCAUCGUUUAAUAGCUCACUUUCUCUAACAAUGAUAGAGAAAGUACUCAGAUCGCAG
Messenger RNA from Naegleria gruberi, 573 nucleotides. RefSeq lists its product as uncharacterized. The transcript has a single exon. The annotation marks the transcript as partial. The record is from RefSeq and is a predicted model, not a curated record. Lineage: Eukaryota; Heterolobosea; Eutetramitea; Acrasida; Naegleriidae.